This is a messenger RNA of Zophobas morio, 1861 nucleotides long. RefSeq names its product zinc finger X-chromosomal protein-like. The coding region runs from base 227 to 1711 and encodes 494 amino acids. The record is from RefSeq and is a predicted model, not a curated record. The transcript has 2 exons. Gene Ontology annotation, molecular function: RNA polymerase II transcription regulatory region sequence-specific DNA binding; DNA-binding transcription factor activity, RNA polymerase II-specific. Gene Ontology annotation, biological process: regulation of transcription by RNA polymerase II. NCBI's taxonomy places the organism in Eukaryota, Metazoa, Arthropoda, Insecta, Coleoptera, Tenebrionidae.
AAUAUUUAUGUUUAUUAUUAUUAUUAACAACAUUAAUGAAAACCACUUUUUUAGAGUGAGAAAAUUGAAAUCUCUUUAUACUUACAAAAAUAACACAAUUUAUAUAACCCAAAGCAUGGCUUGAAUAAUUUAUACGCUGGCUAUGAAAUUGUGAGGUUAUGUUGACAUACAAUUUACACUUUUGUAAACUGGCACUUUUUUUGAUGAAACCAUUAGGGAAACGAAAAUGUCGAAUUUGAAAUCCUCCAAGAAAUUUUCUUACAUGACAUCUUUCCCCAAGCAAGUCCACGAAUGCAAAGUAUGCCCUUCCUUUACAACGUCGGUAUUUUCGAUGGUCGACCAUAUGAGGCGCUACCACUCAUCAAUGGUACUUUUUAACUGUGAAAAAGCCACAAUUGAGACUUACCACUGCAAAAACUGCAACUUCCACACAAAACUGACACUUUUUUUUAAGCAACAUGUUAAUGAAUGUUUUGGAAUUAAAACAGAGAAGGAUUCAACGAACGAGGAAUACGCCAUUAAAAACUAUAUUUGUGGAAAUUGCAACUUUGAAACUUAUUUCAUAAUUAAGUGGCUUCAGCACACUGCUACAUGUGUCAGAGAUGAAGAAAAAAAACCUACAUGGUUUAACUGUGAUAAUAGUGAGAACAAGAAUGAAAUACUUUGGUUUUACUGUGCAAAGUGUUCCUACAAAAGUAUACACAAAAGGUCGUUACGUAGACACAUUUCUAGACAGCAUGGACCAGAUAUUAAACAAUACGGAUGCAAGGAAUGUUCAUACAAAACUAAAAACAGAUCUUGUUUAACCUAUCACAUCAAUCGGUUCCAUGUAGAUGAAAAAGAUAUUAAAUGGUAUAAGUGCAACAAGUGUCCAUACAAAUCAAAACAAAGAGGACACUUAAACAGACACAUGAUCAAGCAUUAUUCCGACGAACAAAAUAUCAAAUGGCACGAAUGUGACAAGUGCCCCUACAAAUCCAAAAGAAGUGACGUUUUAAAAAAGCACAUAAACACGCGACACUUGGACGUACAAACAAUUAAAUGGUACGAAUGCAAAAAGUGCCCAUACAAAGCCAAACAAAACGGUAAUUUAAGCAGACACAUAAAGGAGCACCAUUUAAAUGAACAAGAAUUUAAAUGGUACGAAUGCAAACAAUGUCCCUACAAAACAAAACAAAACGCGUCUUUGAAUAAACACAUGAUUGCUCGCCACUUGGAUGAACAAGAUAUUAAAUGGUAUGAAUGCAGAAAGUGCCCUUACAAAGCUAAACAAGAAGGCACUUUGAAAAAUCACAUAAUCGCGCAACAUUUGGAUGGGAAAGAUAUUGAAUGGGACGAAUACAAAAACGGGCCUUUGAAAGCUAAGAAUUAUACGAAAAAGCGCAUUUCGGGGGAGACUAAAUUGUUUGAGUGCAGCAAGUGCGAAUAUAAAGCUAGGCAGAAGGCGUCGUUGGAUAAACACAUAAAUGCGCGUCAUUUGGAUGAGAAGGAUAUUAAGUGGUAUGAAUGCGCAAAGUGUACAUAUAAAGGUAAAGAAAGGUCGAGUUUGAUAAAUCACAUAAAUGCGCGCCACUUGGAUGAAAAAUUUGUUAAAUGGUAUAAGUGCAACAAGUGUGUUUUUAAGUCUAAAUGGAAAUUUGUGUUGAGGAGACAUAUAAGUGCACUUCAUUUGGGGGAACAGGCUAUUAAGUGGUCGGAGUAUAAAAAAUGACGUGAAUGCGUUAAGUGGAAACGUAAAGGUUGGGUAAAGAGGAUUCAAAACGUCUUCCAUGAGUUGCCUACUUUGUUUGUCUUUACGUUGCAUUUCUAAAAUUUAUUCCAUUUAUUUUGAUUAGCCACAGGUUAUACUGUAUUUUUUUUG